Anopheles cruzii is the source of this 5427-nucleotide messenger RNA. RefSeq lists its product as uncharacterized. Gene Ontology annotation, cellular component: ubiquitin ligase complex; cytoplasm. The record is from RefSeq and is a predicted model, not a curated record. Lineage: Eukaryota; Metazoa; Arthropoda; Insecta; Diptera; Culicidae. The transcript is spliced from 7 exons. Gene Ontology annotation, molecular function: ubiquitin conjugating enzyme binding; zinc ion binding; ubiquitin protein ligase activity. Gene Ontology annotation, biological process: protein polyubiquitination; ubiquitin-dependent protein catabolic process; positive regulation of proteasomal ubiquitin-dependent protein catabolic process. Bases 180 to 3569 code for a protein of 1129 amino acids.
GGAUAAAAUUGAUUGGGAACGUGUUCUUCGCAGGCUUACAUUCACCAUGGCUCAAUCUGCGACGAGAGUGUUCGUAACUUCCUUCCCGCUUCCUAGCAGCACCGCGACACCGACCGGCGAAGAUCAACAAACGCCAACGCAGGAUACGCUAACGGUGCCCACGUCAGAGGAUCGCGACGAUGACUUCGACUGCGGCGCCCGCAAUGGUGGCAUCUCCGCUACUGCAGUCCACGCUCGCCCCUCGGCGACCCUCGGUGACCGUUGGCCGGAGUGUUGAUACGUCUCCGACCAGCAGCGGUGCAACGUCCGUUCUGGGUGCGAGUGGUGGCGGUGGUGGUGGCGACGGUCGCUUGAACCGGCCGCGUAGGGAGAGCUUUCUGCUGACGGCCGAAGCCAACCGUACCGCGUCGCUGAAGACACUUUCGUGCGAUCUGAGUGAGCUUUUGGUGAAAAAUCUGAGCCUCCGGCGAAGCGCAACGUCCGAGAGGCGCCCCCACGGCGGCGACACGCACGAGGAACUGUCCGCGUGUGGUGGUGGUGGUGGUGGUUCGACCAGCAACCCGCACCACAACAACAACAGUGGCCGCAACUCGCUGUGCGAAACGUUCACAUCGGUCAACAAGCUCAUUAAGCUGAAGCGCGUCUCGAGUGAUGGUAACAGCCUGAGUCGGCCGGCUACGACGGUGGUCACGACGACGGUCGGAGGAGGAAGGAACUGCACGAAACUCGUGGACCAACCGAACGGCGGCGCGGCGGUCCGGUGCAAGCGGGUUGCGAUUAGUGUGCGCGAACGGACGUCCAACGGCGGUUCGAGUGACGAGGCCACCGGCGAUAAAAGUGUCGCCGUGCGGGUGAAUAGUCCGUCGUCCGACGAGGACGAGGACCAGGAGGAGGUGGAGGAGGAGUACACCGGGGGUUCGCGGGCCGCACGCAAGCGUGUGAUAGUGAACCAGCUGAAUCAGGUCGACGAAAAUUGUCCCCUGCUGGCGGCGGUAACGCUCCGCGCGAAGGACACAUCGCUGGUUGACAGCACUGGCCGGAAGCCGUCGUGUGUGGUGGCGGCCGCGGGGCCGAGUGCGGAAAACUGUGCCGUGCCGAAGGUGGUACUGCGACGCCGGGUGCUCCCGUUCGGUGGGGAGCUUGGUGAAUUGAAGCGUCGCAGCUUACAGUGGCCAAUCGGUGGCGGAACACAGUGUACGACCCGCGCGCUGAUAGCGGAGGAACCGUCGGCCGAUACGGAGACCGGCGUCCAGCGGGAACGGCGCCGUGACACGACGUCGACCAAGUUCCGGCAUUCCUGGAACGCGCCAAGAUACGACACGCUGCAGGAGGACUCCGAAGCUGGAGAUUUCCGAAAGGACUUUGCCUCGAUCAUUCACAACCUGGCUGGACUAAGGAACCACCUGGUCAAUGGGACACAAGAGUCGGUGUCCCUGCUGGAGCAGCACUCGCCUCAAAUCGUGCCGUCGAAAGCCGCGCGUCCCACGUCGCUCGGGUCCGUCCCGGGCCGGCGGGGCCGUCCGUCGAGCUGGAUGCAAUCAUCCUCGGUGGCCUCGGUGCCCUCCGCAGAUGGAGGUGGCGGCGGUGGAGGAGGGGCCGUCGGGGUAGGCCACACAACCGAGAGCAGUCCUCAUGCCGGGUCGCUGGGCGUCCCGGUUCCUCGCAAGCGUCGCUUCGAAGCAUUUCUGAAAAAUCUCGUCGGCCGCCGCCCUUCCAAGGAGACCCCUCCGAGUGCCCCCGCCGCUGCUCCGUUUCCGCCGCUCCUACCUUCGCCCGAGAUCAAGAUCAGCAAGAGCCCGUCCGAGCACAACCUGGCCGACUUCGAGCGCAGCCGGUUGAACAUCUCGACCACCUCGCUGUCGUCGGUUCACCAGAAACUGUGGUCGGUGGUGCCGCUCCUGAAGCGGGACGUCAGCUGCAGUAGCCUCGCGUCUCCCAAGACAACGCCCCUGCUGCUGCUGGACAGCCAGGCGGCCGGUCACUGCGGGUCGGGCGGAGUACCCGGAAGCCCGAACGCCGCCAGCGGGGGCCUCCGCAAGUGCGAAACGGUACUGGCGCUGACAAGCUCGGCCUCGCAAACCCUCGAGCCCAUCCGGCCGCUGAACCGGUUGCGAAACUGUGCGUCGGUCGCAACCUGUUCCCGUUGCUCUAGUCUUCUCUCGCUGGCCGCGGCCGGUUCGCGGUACUCGCUUAACGCGUCGAACGGAGCGUUCGUUCCGGUUGCGACGACUGCCGCUGCUGCCAGCGAUGCCAACAACUCCUCACAUCCCGAUGGGUCGCGGGUGCGUAAAAAACUGGACGGUCCGGGCACCGGGUCGAAGCGAAAGCACGUGGGCAACCUGCUGCGGCUAAUGACCAGCCACAGCUCGUCCUCUUUGUCCAGCUCUUCCUCGGAGGCUUCGUCGCCCUGCUCGUCCUCUACGCCAUCGUCGAACUCGUCGUCGUCAUCCUCGUCACCGAACGGCUCCGGCAGUCCCGCUGCCGCUAGCGUCUCGUCGAAAACGAUCAUGUUUGUCGCUAGUCCUCCCGCGACGACGUUGCUCGUCCCGGUUCCAUCACUGGGCAGUCCUACACCUGCAGCCGCCGCGCUUACGCCAACCGUUAAGUUCACCUGCAAGUUGUGCCUUGGCGAGUUCAGUGCCGAGAACCUGACCCGAAUAGCGCAGUGUGCGUGUUCGUUCUGCACCGAGUGUAUGACGGCCUACAUCGAGUUUGAAAUAUCGGAGGGUGCGUACGAGGUAUCCUGUCCGGACGCAAUGUGUCCCGCGCAGGGCAUCAUCACGAUGGCCGAAAUAUCCGACCUGGCCUCGCCAUCGCUGGUGGAAAAGCAUCAUCGCUAUCGACUGAAUAGAGAGGUAGAACUGGAUCGGUUCCGUACCUGGUGCCCGAAGGCGGGCUGCGAAACGAUUUGCCGUGUCGGUGGCGGUAGUGGUGCCGCUUCGAACGCCACCCAACAAACGUCCUCGUCUUCCUGCACGGACCGGAUCGUGCCCCUGUCACCGUCGUCCUCCAGCAUGCCCUCGCCGUGCGCCGUACACUGUCACACCUGCCGAGAGGACUUUUGCUCCGGCUGCAAGAAAGCGUGGCACCCGAUGAUGUCGUGUGAGGAAAACUCACGCCGACUGGCGGUGGACGGUCAGGCGGACGUGCUCGGCAUCCCGUUCGACAAUGAUCUCAUCAAGUGCUGCCCGAUGUGCACCGUGCCGAUCGAGAAGGACGAGGGUUGCGCCCAGAUGAUGUGCAAACGCUGCAAGCAUGUCUUCUGCUGGUACUGCUUGGCUAGUCUGGACGACGAUUUUCUGCUGCGACACUACGAUAAGGGACCGUGUAAAAAUAAGCUUGGCCAUUCGCGAGCCUCCGUUGUCUGGCACCGGGCGCAAGUCAUCGGCAUCUUCGCCGGGUUCGGCAUUCUGCUGCUCGUCGCUUCACCCCUGCUGUUGCUGGCCGCUCCCUGUAUCGUGUGCUGCAAGUGCCGCAUAUGCAGCGGCGCCGCUAAGCUGGAAGAAACGGAAGUGGACUACGAUGACGUGGCGGUCGCACUUCACAGCAGCUCAAACCCGCAACGAUAAAGUGGGUUUCAGGAAACAUUAGCGCUUCCCAAUCGGAUGUGAACGAGAGAGAGAUAGCGUGAGAGGGAGAGAGAGAGAAUGUUGAUAGGAAACACGGAAAAUUGUGGCAUUCCCUCGUGGGAAGCAUACGGAUACUACAGUAUUUGGUUUCUUUCUGUUCCCAAAUUUUCGUAAGGAAGAGGCCCCCACAAAUCAGCCCCACAUCAGUAGGUGAGCCGUUUCCACCUGUAUUCAGCGUGUCCUAUUGUGACCCAAUGCCAAACAUAAAUCGAUGGCAGAAAUAUUUAAUUGCGAAACACAAAAGUAGCAGCAUUUGUUAUCUUUAGUACAACACAGCUUCCUCUUCGCGAUCCAGCACGGAUUGGGCGUAAUCGGACACGAGCGUGUACAAAAGCGUGUACAACAAAGGACAACAAACACAGGAUUCAUAGGAGUGGAGACAAAUCAAUUCGAUCGACCUGCGAAAAAAAGCAGAGAAUGCAGAACGUAAUGCUUAUUUCUUACGCGCGCGCGCGUCAGGAGCAACCAAAUGGCACGCCAAGUAGCAAGAGUAUAUUACAAAACUAUAUACAAAAAUAUACAUAUUUCUUUAUUUACUAAACUGUGCUUCGAGCCUCCUCGGUCGUUUCAGCGAGAAAAGGAAGAGAAAAGGUAGCAAGAGUAUAUCUUUAUAUACAUUCAGAGUGGACAAAAAUACCCAGAGAUACAAACAAAUAUAAAAACAAAUAGACGAGAAAUGAAUAAUAACUGAAUUGUGAUAUUUACAAACGUAAUUGAUUACACAAUUUGCUGCAAAAAAUACACAACUGGUGUGUGUUGAUGGUACAUCGCUUCUGGGCGUCCCGGGGACACAGAUGAAGAAGUGCAAAAAAAUCCCUAAAACGGGAGAAAUGCUGGUAGAUUCUUCCGGCACACAUUAGUAGAGUGGCGCAAUAUGCAUAGUCCCAUGGACAACUCAUCUUUGAAGCAGACAAUAUCGUCCUGUGUAGCGUGAAGAAUGUCUGCAGACCGCAGACACAAUAGGAAGCCAUUUUAAUGCACAUCAAGUAAAAGGCAAAACAAAUUAAAAAGAGACGAAAUAACAGUACCAGUACCGUGUGUAACAUACAAAUUCAAGCAAAACAAAGAAGAAAUAUGUAAAGCGUACCACACGCGUAGACACAGUGUGAAACAGCCAGGACCCGGGAUGCAUGUGGAUUGUGUAGUUUAUUUUCGGUCCGUAAGAACGGACAGAACCGUACCCCGUAUGAUUGUGUAGUUAAAUUAUGAAAUUUUAUGCAUUAAAACAGAACGCGCGAUAGCAGCGCGCGCGCGCGUCGUGCCGUGCUGCACAUAGAAUGGCGCAAACGGCAACUCUGUGUGUGAAGACCGAAAGAGUGGAGUAGGAUAGCAGUUUGUGAAUAGUCGUCGUCACGAGGAAUUUGCUUUUGGCCGCGCCUCCCUUUUAUCGCAUCUGCUAGAAAAGAGCUGCUCGCUAAACACGUGGAAUUGCUCGUGGCCGUGCCGGUCGGCUAAUGGCGGUCAAUUGUUGUCACUGCAUAAGUUUGCAACACUUACUUCAACGGGUUACGUAACCGACCUGUGCAAACACACUUUCCGUCUGUUCAAUCCUAGAAAACGAACGUAGUGAAAUCGAAAACAAAAGUCGCGUUAGCAGGCGGCCAACGGGAAGCGAGAAAGCAAGCACUCACCACGUCCAAGGAGCCGGAAAUGGACAAGGGAUGUUCCGGGCAACAGAACAACGCGGAAUGACGACAGUGAAACGUGAAACAUUCUAUCGAACGAUCUGGUGAUACUUUUUAAUUUUGUUUUAGUGAUAUAAAUUCCAAUUUAACUGUUAAAUAAACACUGUACUCCG